Messenger RNA from Ectocarpus sp. CCAP 1310/34, 4038 nucleotides. NCBI's taxonomy places the organism in Eukaryota, Phaeophyceae, Ectocarpales, Ectocarpaceae. The record is from the annotation of a GenBank genome assembly.
AUGACUCUACGAAAGGCUUGGUACCCAGAGGGUAUGACUCCUCUAGCAUCGACUUUGUACCCCGAGGGUGUGACUCCUCUGGUCCUAUACCCGAGGAUUGAGGGGUUCCCAUACUCCUUGCGUCAUCCUGGAGACAAUAAUGGAGAUGGAGAGGAAGUUAAGAAACCGGAUGAGUAGUGUUGGGAAUGUUCGUCGUGUAUUAGGUGUAUGGCGGAUGGAUCAGCAUGGCUUGGAUCGGGCAGGUGGCUGGCGUUGAAGACGGUGUUGAUUUGAAUGUUGUAUCGCAAAGUUGCUGCAACUAUUUCUGGUUGACCUAAAUACGCUGUUGGUGAGACAUGAUGCUUAGGUAUUGGUCGUAUGAUGCAUACCUACGGGGUUGUUGUCCGAGGAUGUUGAGGUAUUCGGUAUUAAUUCCUGUUGAAAUAGCAGUUUGAAAGGUUGGGUUGUUUAGGUUGUCGCUCAUGUAUUGGACGAUUUCGGAGCGCACUAGUAUUCCUCGACGAGCGCUUGAAACCGCUGGUGUUCCUCGAGUUGGGGGUCGAAUGACAUGAUGGGCAUCAAACCUGUAGAGACGCGGGGAGAGGAUGUGGAUGAGGUGUUAAAACGCAGGAAGAGUAGUGACGGGAAUGCGCAUUGUAGAGAAGUUGAAUAGAGGAUGGGUCGCUGUCGGUUGGUUGUGGCAGUUGUGAUUGUGAUAGGGAAACGUGGAUAGGGAUAUUGUAUCGGCGUCUGGCAGCAAAAAUUUCAGGUUCGCCGAGGUAUGCUCUGGGGUCGGACAUGAUUUGGAGGUAGUCGUCAUACGAUGAGUAAAGCCUAGGAGGCUCCCCGAGGAUGUGCAGGUAUUCUGAGGCAAUUCCUGGAGAAAUAGCAUUCUGAAAAUCAGGAUCGUUCCGAUUGUCGCUUAUGAAGUGCAGCACUUCAGAGCGUACUUGUAGGUGUCUAUCAGGAUCGCCGUAUAUGUGCCUAGAUAUGGCGCGGAACCCGCAUGCGCCAUCGCCGAUUUCGGGGACAACCGACCAAACGUUUGGCGGUGGUGGCGGCGGAGGAUAUUGGGUCUGGAUUUGGGUGGAAUUUGUGUCACCGGAUGGAGGAGGAGUUUGACCAGUGGCGGCAUGCGUGAACGGAGCAUACACGCAGUUUUGUACGUGAGCGACAUUGUUCAAAACAUGAUCAGGUGGCACGAGAAUCAUGACGGAAUGCCUAUUCCUCGCUCUUGAGAGCGCAACAUACAGCUGGCCGUGAGAAAAGCAAUCGGAACGCAGAUCAAGACCUAUUCGCGACAAAGUCUGUCCUUGAGCCUUAUUAAUCGUGAGUGAAUAUGCCAGGCGAAUCGGGUACUGCACACGGUUAAAGGUGAUGCCAUUUCGACCUACUUGUGCAUGGAAAGAAAUACGAGGGAUGAGGACGAUGGUGUUGGUCUCAUCUAAUAAUUGCACUUUGAUUACACGAGAAUUUGGGGAAACAUCUCGAAUGACAACUUUCUGGCCGUUAACGAGGCCUUCUGAAAAGUUCAGAUUUCUUAUUAGCAUUGCAAGAGAAUCUGACUGCAGUUCUAGACGAUGGGGGGGAACACCGGGGACGUCAAUGUUAUUGAGGUUCUCUGUUGAGCAGAAGGCGGUGGCUGAAGAAUUGUUGUGAUCUUUAAUGAGUGUGUCUGAACUAGAGAAGGUAACGUGGUUGCCGUUGCGACGCGAAGAAAUGUCGUCGUUGCAUGAGUCGAUUGAAAUGUUAGUAGUAGCUAAUAUAGCACGGUGAUUGAGACGAGUGGCGUCCUCUUGGAUGUCGGGAUAGACAAAGUUUAUCAAGUCAUUGAAAUCGGUAGUAUACUGCAAGGAGAAUUUAUCGGAAGUUGAAGAGUCGCGAUUUGAGAGGGGGACGAGUUUUGCCCCAUCUUCAAAGGUGUUUGUAGGCUGAGUGUCCUCGCCAAUGGAACGCACGAAAGCAGCGUAUGCGGGAUCUUCUCUGUCACGUUGGGAAAUGGUUAAACGCAUACGUUUUGUCUUUGACCAUAGGUCGCUGGAAAUGAAGGAUGCUUCAACAGUGUCAGCAGCGGACCCAAAUGGCACGACGGGCCCACACUGACGCCAGUCGCCUGAAAAGCAUAUGGUGAUUCCACCAUAUAAGGACUGCGAGCCUCUGAUGUCGCGUAAUGAACGUUCUAGAGCUUCGAUACAGAAUCGGUGCGUCAUAGGGAGUUCGUCGAAAAUAAUGAGGUCGCAUUUGCGAAUGAGUUCGGCACGCUGGGAUUCGUUGCUAAUGUCACACAUGGCGCCAUCAACAACGCGCUCGUUCAAUGGGAGUUUAAACAUGGAAUGGGCGGUCCAACCGCCGGGAAGUUGUAGGGCGGCGAUGCCUGUAGAAGCUACGAUCAAAACAGUAAAACGUUGUCCUCUUAAACGUGCAGCAAUAACUUUUUCUGUGUGAGAUUUGCCGGUGCCAGCGGGUGCAUCAAUCAUGAAGGGCUGUGGAUGUUUGUUCCUGACGGCGUCAACAACCGCUGUGUAAACGUCACGUUGCUCGGAUGUUAAGCCAUGCUCAUAUUUAUCAGCGUAUUACGCAGUUUGUUCUGAAGUGUUAAAUGAAGCGAUCAUGCGUUGGUACUCGGUUUGAUGGUGUCUAGGGGCCGGGAGGCCGAGUUGUACAUUUGUCUUGCCGUGUUGAUGCAACUUGAGGUCAAUAAUACGCAGUGCUUGUUCGCACGCAUCGGUGUUGUCCAUCGUACGCGUGAAAUCAUCUAUGAGGUGAUCUUUGUAAUCAUUCCAUAAUUUGGACGCGGGGCCGCCAUCUAAAAUAAGAGUAACAACGAGUCCGCGUAGCUGAGACGGCAUUUCGAACGUGAUUGCCUCCUCCAUGCAUAUAAAAUAUUCUUCUUGUCCAGUGACGUACCCUUGCGCUCUUGCGGCAUCGUGAAAUGUAGGGUGUUCGAUGGUGACAUUGGCAGGAGUGGUGACGGUUCGCAAAUCAGUGUAAGAUCUACCUGGUGUUUUGUGGAGGAGGAGGCGGAGAUAAAAGAGGUCGCCGACAGUGGGAGACGCAAACUUGAUGCGACAGACCUGUGACUUUUUUCUGGCAGAGACGGUGUUACCGUACAAAUCCAACCAUUUGCCAGGCGGAGCGGAAGGUGGAAUGGGGUCGUCUUUUUCCUUUCGUGCAAUGGUGUACAUCUCGAAAUAGUCAAGCACCGUAAGGUUGUUGAAUUGGUCGUGGAGCGGACGCUUGAAGUAUCUCAUGAGGUCGGAUACAGCUUCGUCAGCGCAUUGGCGACGGACCUCGUCUGUGGCAUUGGACGGAUACAUGACGUUGUUCUCCCCUUCUAGGUGGGCUUGAACAAUGGUGACUGCGGGGUCACGACUGCGCAUUUCAUACCCCAACAUGCGCCAUGUUGCUUCGGACAUAGCGAGUUUUUCUGUAUUGUUCAAUUUGGCUGGUUCAAUUUGGCUGGUGAUGCCGGCACUCGAGCUCUCGAUAGAUCAUGACCUUUUCUGACUUUCCGUGUUGGUUUUGUGAGAUGACGUCGUCACCGGAUUUGUAGAGAGACCCGUCAGAGAUGGCGUGGUUAACCCCGGUGCAUUGGUUUUGUGCCUGAUCGUGGAAGACCCCUUCAAUGUGGAACGAUUCUUAGCUAUUGUCGAUAUUUUCACUGCGUGCCUAACACAGACGAUCGGGAGAGGUUCGGGUGAUUGUCCAUUGCAAUCAUGGCUUUGGUUGGUUGUUCUUUUUCACUGUACGUCCGCAGACACAUUCUGACAGCACUUCAGACAGCAGCUUUGUGCCCCGCCAGCUUCUUGUUCCAUGCCUACCAUGGUGUUUUUGUACAGACAGCACUUCAGACAGCAGUAUGCUGUAGUCGGCAAUCUUCCGUUUUGGUAUAGAUAGAGUGGGACAGGGAGGGGGUGAUGCUACUGUAGUCGAACGGUGGGACGGACGUGCAGUUCAGUUUUUGGGCACGCAUACGGUGCUGCAGGUAUUUUUUGGUGUACCUCUUCGGGCUCUUGGACACCUUUUUCUCGUUAUAUGUUUGCGUGUUCUGUAGAUCCU